This is a messenger RNA of Rotaria socialis, 522 nucleotides long. NCBI's taxonomy places the organism in Eukaryota, Metazoa, Rotifera, Eurotatoria, Philodinida, Philodinidae. The record is from the annotation of a GenBank genome assembly.
AUGUUGUCGAAUUGCAGUGCUGUUGCUCCAGAGACACAAAACGCUCGUAAUAAUAUGCAGCCUGAUACUCAACCCGUGUGUAGAAAAGGAAAAAAAUGUAUAGGAAGCGUGGUGACAGUUACAGUGGUGUUCAUCGGACUUUCUCUUGGUCUAGGUUUGUACUUCGGCUUGAGACCCACAAACCCAUCUACCAUCCCAAAGCCAUCGAGCAAGAUCAUACAUUGUGAUGUUAUCAUUUUGGGAGCUGGAUUUGCUGGCACAUAUGCAGCAUAUCAGCUUGCUAACCGUUCCGGAAGUGGCGUUUGUCUGAUUGAGAAGCUUGAUAGAUUUGGUGGUCGAGUAUGGGAUGUUUCAGGGUGGCCCGGUGGGCCAGUAUUCGGCGUCGGAUCCCUCCAUGUUACGGAAUUGCAGCGUACUAUGCUGGCAUUGGGAAACGAACUUGGCAUAGACUUACAAAAGCAGGAGACCGACAACGAGCUCAUGAGAGUUCGCGGUCGCCAGUUUUACCGUGAUGCACUGUAA